Molecule: messenger RNA, 1155 nt
Organism: Geodia barretti
Lineage: Eukaryota; Metazoa; Porifera; Demospongiae; Tetractinellida; Geodiidae
Source: the annotation of a GenBank genome assembly
UGUGUGUCUGUCUGUCUGUUACUCGUCAUCUCACUUCUCGAGUGUUCGUUCGUCUCACAAAGGAUACCACCUACUGAACGGGCAAUGAAGGUUGGUGGUGUAGGUGACUUGGUAUGUACUCAUUUAUCCUCUCAACUUGCUCCUCCUCCUCUCUAUGUUGGUCCUCCAGUUGUCGUUCCAUUUCUCUACUCCUCUUAUGCCGAGCAACAUAGCAAUGAGUUGAUGACACUUUUUGAUGUGAUUAAGAAAUCUGGAAUGCAGACCCCCAUUCUUCUUGGAGAUUUCAACCAUGGCCCAGCUAGAACAGAUGGUGUGGUGGCAGAAUUCCCGUUCUACUAUGGUCUCAUGAAUGCCCGUGGCUUUGUCACUCCCUAUGUCCUAACAGAUGGUCGCUGCACCUUCUGCAUUGACAACCCUCUUACUGGUGGUCUCUUUCCAGACACAAUUAUUGACCAUAUUUACAUCACAACGGACACCACUAAGAGAGUGAUAUGUGCUAGAGUGGGUCUCAGUUUCUCCUACUUGCUAUAAAAUGACACUUAACCAGCCACAAACACAUUAAUGCCUCCAUAAUUCUUAUACAUGGGGGUUAUACUAUAGGCACUAAUGCUUUAUACUGCAGAUACUCGUGGCAUCCAAAGAGGUAAGGGCUGCAUAAACUAAACAGCUCAUGCUUUCACAUGAACAUGAUAGCACUUUAAGGCCGUCAAAAACCUGUUUGGACUUUACAUCGCACAAUCUUGCUGCUGUUACUGAUGUGUGCACUCCAACACAUACAUUUCAGUAAUUGCUAUAUCCCUAUAUAUUACAGCGGUUCUUUGAUGUCGUGUCACCGCCAAUUGGAACACCACUCUCGGAUCACUACGGGGUCAAGGUCCGAUUGUACAACAUCAGGAACGAAGAAUGCAGUGCUCUUCAGCAAUGUCGCUAUAACUGUGCUUCUCAGAUCAAAGAUCUGUCCCCCUUUGAGCCAAACUUUAACGAAGUUUGCUUCAGCUAAGAAAAAAGUCAUCCCCAACCUGUAGCUACUUUGUUACAACAAUGACUCUUGUAACCUGUGUGGUAUUAGUGCAUGCAGAAUGUGUACUGACUGUAUGUGUGUAUGCUGUACUUGUGCGCAUGUGCAGUCUGUUGUAUAUAAGUGUGUCGUACGCU